Homo sapiens (human) is the source of this 4130-nucleotide messenger RNA. Its product is annotated as KIAA2012. The record is from RefSeq and is marked validated. NCBI's taxonomy places the organism in Eukaryota, Metazoa, Chordata, Mammalia, Primates, Hominidae. The transcript is spliced from 24 exons. Bases 374 to 3919 code for a protein of 1181 amino acids.
AGACAAGAAGGAUGGUGCUGUGGCCGAGAUCUGUAGAUGCACACGGCUGGUAACAGAGCAACCGGGACCAAGGGACAACAAGAGCUCAGGAGAAGGGGAGAGACAGGUCGCCCAGAGAGUAGACAAUCCAGGGCUUGAGGAGGCUGGCUGUGCGGUUUAUUUUUUCUCUCCACAAAGACACACACUGUCUAAACUGUGUGGCUGGUUGUUACUAAGAAGCUGCUGCGAGAGGGAAAAAUGUAUUUAAUAAAAGGCCCUGUGUUUGUGGUCUUCUUGGGCUUGCUGUGAGCUCUGGAAAUCUUGAGGUGUGACCAGAUUUCAGCCUUCAAAACCAAGAUGGACUGCCCUUGAGAAGGGGUGGUCAGAGGGAAACAUGUUCACGCUCUCCCUCCUGAGCCGGGGCCACGGGAAGCUGGGCCAGGACAAACAGAAGUUAGAAGUCUACUUUGAACCAGAGGAUUACUUGAACUGGAGGUCCCCAGAAGACUAUGUUCCUGUCAGCAAACCUCAAGAUAAGAACAAUGCCAGUCAGCACUCCUGGAGCCUCUUUCUCCCUAAAACUUUCAGUACUAGAAAGGGUGCCCUGAUCCUGUACUCAGAAGGUUUUGCCAUUUCGGCAUGGACACCCAAAGAGAGGAGAAAAGGCCCCUACUGCCCCAGAGGUCCCUGGAGGAAGCUGGAUCUUGAACUGCACACACUUCAAGACCUCAAAGAAGCCAUCCUGGCAUAUGGAAGGCAGCAGGGAGAGCAGGACAGAGCCUGGCAACCAUACCUCCACUUCCGAAGCCAGCUGGAGAGCCAGGCCCAACGGCAGAUCCAGCCAGGGCAUUCAGCCAAGAGAUACCUCCGAGGCCUCCUGCGGACUUGGCCCCCAGACGCCAUGUAUAGGCUCUGGUGCGCAGGAUACAUCAAGGAUUCUGUGCUACUCCAGGACAGUCAACUUAAUGUACCAAAGAAGCUCAGGCCACAACAAGAUCUUUCAGGUGUACCCCCAAAAUACCAUCUCCUGCCUGUCUUCCCUUCAUUUUGGAUUCAACAAGGAAAAUCUUUUGAACAACGUCAACAGGGCCUGGAUGAAGGGGAAGCUGGAGCUGCUGGACACGUGGACCAGGGCCCUCUAGCCAAGAACCAUGGCAGUCAGGGGACUCGCUUGCCACCACGCAGGAAGCAGCCCUGGCAGGAAGAUGAAACGCAGGCAGAGGACACGUCAAUAGAGAAUCACCUUUGUUUAUAUGCUUCAAAGGAGAGCUACAAUGAAAAGACACAGCAAACCUCCAGGAAGGCCUUUGGGCAUGGCCGCAUCGAUCACUCUUGGCUCCCAAGUGACAAAUCCCACAUUACAUUCUGUGGAGGCGCCUUCCCUAAUAGGAAGGCAGAUCUCAGCGAUAAACAAAGGAACGUGAAACUCCACAAGGCCAGAAGCAGCCACUUGUUACAGGUGCUUCCUGCUGAAAGAAGCCUCUUCCCUCCUGUAGCAUCUGCCACUGGCUCCAGAAUAAUCACCCCUGGGGAAGUGAAGAAGAAAAAGGCACCAAAGGCUUUGAAAUUACCUCCUAUCUCAGAAGAACCACCCAGAGUCUUGGAGCCCCUGAAGAGCCAAUUUAAAGCCAAUGAGCCCCCAACAGAGCUCUUCAUCUUACCGGUGGAGAUUCAUUACCACACCAAACAACCCCCAAAAGAGAAAGCCCACAGAAGAGGUGCUCCACACCCUGAGUCAGAACCAGAAAGCAGCGAAGAAUCCACACCUGUGUGGAGACCUCCCCUGAAGCAUGCGUCCUUAGAAACACCAUGGGAGUUAACAGUGCAUCUCCCAGUGGACGCGAGCAGGGACACACUCUCACCUCAAGAUGAUGAUGCCCCACCUCACGAUGUGGCCCCACCAUUGGAUCUUCUACCCCCGAUUAAAGGAAAAAAAAGUCCUGAGAGCCAGAAGGGCGUGGACAGCCCUAGGACAUCAGACCACAACAGCCCCCCAAGUCUCCCGAACAUGAGAGUGCCCAGGAGGGCACUGCCAGCAGCUCAAGAAGAUUCCAGCGACCCUACACUGGGACACUUCUUGCUGGGUCCAGAUGGAGAAAAAGUCUGCCUGUCCCUCCCAGGGCAUACCCAAACCGAGGCGCUUCCAUCGGGUAAAGCCUAUGAAUCUGUCAAUUCAAAUAUCAGCCAUGAAGAGGAAGGGCCUAGUAGUCAGCAUUUCCUAAAAGCAAACACUGAACCUAGAGCCAAUCUUCACAUGAACCUUUAUGAAACCUCACCGUUGACCCAAACAACAGAGAAGCAGGGAGCCCAGCAGUCCUUGGAGGCAGCAGCUCAGAAGACAGGAGAGCCUCAAAGUUGUAUAAAUAAAGCGCUGAUAUGUUCAAACAGAAAAGAAUUUUACACGCGCAAGCUGCACAUCGACAUGACGCCGUUCCUGAAGGAAAGUGGAAAUGCACUGGACUAUCAGGAAGAAGCAGGGAGACCCCUCAGAGAAACUCACCACAACGACCAAGACCCAGAGCCAAGGAGUAUGACCCUUGACUCUCCCAGGGCUUCCCGGACUGAGCACAUCCAGACCCCAGAAGCAGAUAUUGUGCAAAAAGUGGGCAGAGAUUAUGAUGUACACCACCUACACAGAGGACUUCUGGGAUACGGGCCUGAGUCACCCGAGAGGUUGAGUGCUGUGUAUACAUCUCUUCUUCCAAGAGAAAGAGAAGGGAAGGCUGAACCAAGACUGUUUAGCCAGGAGACAUCAGCCAACAUCAGUCAUGAGAGGGAUUUGAUUAACGAGGCCAAGAGAAAGGAAAAACCCAAGAAAGACAAAACCAAAGGACCCAAAAGCGAGAGAGAAGGAAAGGUCUACGGGCAAGCAGAGGCUGCCAUUGGAAAGUCAAAGGACUCAAAGGCUAAAAAAAAAUUAGAAAAAAAAACAAGACCCCAAAGGAAAAGGACACAGAAGGAAAGAAAUCUGGAGAUAGCGGCAGAGCUGAGCGGGCCUGAUGUCAGCUAUGAGGAAACAGAAGACACCUCAAAUAGAGGUUCCUUUGCCUCAGACUCCUUUGUAGAGGACCCUUGGCUUUCUCCCAAAUAUGAUGCCCAGGAAAGCCAAGUUUCUCUAGAUGGAAGAUCAUCACCCUCUCAGAUUGCAACUGUCACUGGCAACAUGGAAUCUAAAGAAGAGAGAAGAUGUGAGGACCCUUCCAAGGCCCUCCUCACUAAGAGGGAGCAGGAGAAGGCUUCCUGGGACAGGCUUCGAGCAGAAAGAGCCGAGAUGAGGUGGCUGGAGGUGGAGAAGAAGAGAAGGGAGCAGGAAGAGCAAAGGCAGCUCCAGCAGGAGCAGCUGGAGAGAGCAAAAAAGAUGGAGGAGGAGCUGGAGCUGGAGCAGCAGAGACGUACAGAAGAGAUCCGCUUGAGGAAACAGAGACUCCAAGAAGAACAGCAGCGGCAGGAGGAGGAGGAGAGAAAGCAGCAGCUCCGGUUGAAAGCAGCCCAGGAGAGAGCCCGGCAACAGCAAGAGGAGUUUCGGAGGAAACUGCGAGAACUACAGAGAAAAAAGCAGCAGGAGGAAGCCGAGAGGGCCGAGGCAGAGAAGCAAAGGCAAGAGGAAUUGGAAAUGCAGUUAGAAGAAGAACAAAAACACCUGAUGGAAAUGGCUGAAGAGGAACGACUGGAGUACCAGCGGCGGAAACAGGAAGCAGAAGAGAAGGCUCGGCUGGAGGCAGAGGAGAGGAGGCAAAAAGAAGAGGAAGCAGCAAGACUGGCUCUGGAAGAAGCCACGAAACAAGCCCAGGAACAAGCCAGGCAAAAAGCUGCUUUGGAGAAACAUUUUCAUUUCUAUCAAGAACUCCAUAAGGAAGCCAGUGGCCUGCAGUGGACACAGAACAUUUCCAGACCAUGGGUUUACUCUUAUUUCCAGUUCCUACAAAUACCCAGGCCUUAAGGCUAGAAGAAAACUAAAAAAUUUAGGAUGUUGCAGUCAAGCACCAGAUAAGAGUGACUUCCCUAAAUGUUAUUCAAGGUCCCUUCAGAAAUCUGAUAAUCUGUUAAAAUUUUUGUUGUGAAAUGCCUAUUUUAUCAGCACUGCUAACCAGAUAAGCACACAUUUAAGUUAACCAUAUCAGAGUGCAAUGCAUUUCGAAAAAUCCAAAAAA